Aspergillus pseudotamarii is the source of this 462-nucleotide messenger RNA. RefSeq lists its product as uncharacterized. The coding region runs from base 1 to 462 and encodes 153 amino acids. NCBI's taxonomy places the organism in Eukaryota, Fungi, Ascomycota, Eurotiomycetes, Eurotiales, Aspergillaceae. The record is from RefSeq and is a predicted model, not a curated record. The transcript is spliced from 2 exons.
AUGGAUGACACGAUCGAUGGCAGCAUCCUGAGGCCCAGUUUGGGUCACCUGAUAGUCUUCGAGCCACUGGCUAAGCUGAGCAAAGCCACGUCUGAUGCCAGACAUCGCUCUGAUGGUCACGCGACCGAGAGUCAGGGGGUCUUCGAUAUUGACCGGGAACGAUACGUGGGCGCAGAUCAAUCAGCUGUCAACAUUGACGGGCUUCCUUCGCGAUCUAAUUCAUUUUCAAUACGGUUGGCGACCGAACGAGACGAUCAUCGCGGCGCACACUGGGCGACCAGCGCAGUCGUGAUGGCGGAGCAGAGUGCUACACGCGAUCAAUCUCACCCUCCUCUGAACAUAUACAGUGACGUCAGGUUCGGCCUCGAUUCUGACUGGCCUCCAGGUCAGCAUGGUGAGCUCCUCUGUUACCAUGAUGAUCGUCGAGGUGCCGGAUACAGUCGAGAGCAGACAUGGGCAUGA